Molecule: messenger RNA, 4836 nt
Organism: Ruditapes philippinarum (Manila clam)
Lineage: Eukaryota; Metazoa; Mollusca; Bivalvia; Venerida; Veneridae
Exons: 9
Coding region: 24-4097 (1357 amino acids)
Source: RefSeq, a predicted model, not a curated record
CCGUGACGUUAUAUCUUCAAUUUAUGCUUCCUCUGUUUAAGAAGUCGCACAUUCACUCACGCCAUAUUGAAGAUAUUCUUAAAACAGGACAUAUCGCAGAAGAAUAUGCAGAAGAAAACAAUAAACGAAAUGCUUUACGUCAAGCAAGUGUUCUUUACAGAAUUGUUGACAAUGAACUCUUCAGGCAUGGUACAGAAAGAGAAUAUCAAAAAUAUGGUCUCCGAUUGGUUGUUCAUGAUGACCAGCCUGAGAAAAAAGCAGAAAUCAUCGCAAAGUGUCAUUUAGAUUAUAUGGGAAGUCAUCUUGGGAUGAACAACACAAUUAAAAAUGUGUGUGAUACUUAUUACUGGCAGGGCAUUUCAGCACAUGUAAAGAUGUACCUUAAACAGUGUGAACAGUGCAAAAAUAGGUCAAAGUUCAAUGCAGAAGAAUGGCUAGAAAUGGAAAGAAAGAAUAUAGACAAGAAGAAAGCUGUCGCCCAGAUCACAACUGAGGCCCAGCAAGAAUUGAAAAAUCUUGGUCGAAUCAAAAGACCAACACCUCCUGAAACUUUCUUCAUUGUCAAUGCUGAAAGAAAAGUAAACCUCGAAUCUGACAGUGCUGAUGCUGAGAUGAUGAUUGAUUCUAAUAAUAUAGAAUAUGUAGUUGAAACCUUAGGACAAUCCGAUGGCAUAGAUUUGGAGGAAGUUUGUCAUGUUUUGAAUGUACCUGAUAUUUUGCCAGUACCAGAGCGUUUCCGAUCCAGGGAGAUAGAAACUUUUCUCCGAGACGGUUCCUAUCCUAGUGAUUUCACUUCAAACAUGAAGUGUGGUCUUAGAGGUCCUGCUGCACAGUAUAAGAUUAUUGAGGAUGAACUGUAUCAUGAAGGAAAUAAAGUUGGAAGUAAAGGGCUAAGAUUAGUUAUUCAUGAUGACCUACCUGCACUAAAGGUAAAAGUUAUUGUUGAAUGCCACAUUGAUGACGAUGGAUCACAUCAUGGUCUCAAUAAAACCCUGAAUAGGAUAAGUGAAAAGUACUACUGGACAGGAAUGUCCGUAGAUGUAAGGAAGUUUAUGAUGCACUGUAAAAUCUGCAGCGAAUCGCGUGGCAGAAGAUUAUUUUAUGAUGGCAAAAAAUACGAGCAAGAGGCGCAAGAAGUAAAGUCACGGCACAUAAGGAAAAUGAAUGAUGCAGAGGCUUCUGGGUCUGACAUGCAGCUUGUGGCUACUCCAGUGAGUUAUGAUAGUACUGACAUAGAGCCAGCAGAAGGUUUUGAACAAGAGGGACAUCAGGUUAUAAGGCUAAUUGGUCCGAAUAAAGAAGUUACUGAAAUAACUGUUGCAGUAGUUAAUCAAGAAACUGUGACAGCAGAAAAUGAUGAGUCAAACGAGACAAAGAAGGUUGAAAAUAAUGAUCAGUUUGAUAUCAUUGCUGGUGCUACAUCAAAGGGGCAAUCCAUUGUCACUAAAGAGAUGACAGAUGCUGUAGCGCAGAUUGAAGCUGCUGAAGCUGCAAUGGAAUUGGCCGAGUUUAAAAACCAGCAAAAUGUCAACUCUGAAGAAGUGGAGCAUGAUGGAGAAGUGGAAAAUGCUGAUGAUAUUGCAGACUUCUCACAAGCUGAUAAAAAAGAACAAGGUCAAAAUGAGGAAAGUAACAAAACUGAAGUGUCUCAAGAUUCUGUUGAGAUUGAUGGAGAAACUGAUGUUGAAGUGAUUAAAAAAGAAAUGUCAGAGGUUGAGGGUGAAAUGACUCAGAUAGAAACACAGGGAGGUAUUUUUAAUGUUCUUAUAAUUAAAGAUGGUGAUCAAGUACAGGAGAUCAAAAAAGAGAUAGCAGAUGAUGAGUCUAGUAGAAUGGCCAUCACAGGGAGACAUACAUUGGAAGAGAUUGUUGGUGAAAGUACAAUCCAUCCAAUUGUUUCACCACUAUCAGGUUCAUAUUACAAAGAUGUCAUAUUUGUACCAUGCAUAUUGAAGACGAGAAUCAUUGAGAACUUCCUGAAGUUAGGAGUAGGAGCUACAGGAUACUCUCGUGCUAAGCUGAUAGAGAUGUCGGAGAAUUUUGAGAUAGUUGAUGAUGUUUUGUAUAGACGACCGUCUCGUUACAAAGGCAGACAAAUUGUCCUUCAUGAUGACACACCAGAGUUAAAGUGGAAGUUUAUAUCAGAACUGCAUGUUAAGCGUAAUGGUACCCACAGCUCCGAGGUGAUUACUCUCCAGAAUGUAUCAUUCAAAUAUUUCUGGGAGGAAAUGAAAUGGGACAUUCAUCGUUGGUAUCCAACGUGCAAGACAUGCGUAAAUGAGGAUGGUAUUGAAAGGAGAUCCAACAAGAAGAUACUCAGUGUCGAGGAGCAGAAAAUGUUGCUGGAACAAAAACGAAGGGAGAACCGUAUGUCAAGCACGAGUAUUUUAAAAUCACGCACAUUUAGAAAUAAAAUGAAACAAAAAAUUUAUGAAAUCCAGCAUCCACAAAUUUACCAGAUGGGAGAUGAAGAUAUUAAGAAAAUGGGUGGAAUAGAAAUUAAAGGUACUCGUACAAAUGAAGAUUCAGACUUUGAGUUGUCAAUUCCUGGUUUAUCAGAGGAUGGUAAAGCUCAUGUAUUGAAAGUCAGGAAGAAACCAAACUGGAAUGUACUAUAUGAUUUGAUGAUAUAUGCCACACUGAACCAAGAACAGUGUAUUAAAGAGAUGUAUGCUAAGAAAGGAUGGAAAUACAACCUUAUAUCAGUGUCUAAAGCCGUGGAAGAGGAAAUCUUUGACAAGGAUGAAGAUUACUAUUUAUUAUCAUUGAAAGUUACAUCUGUACAGGAGAAUGCCAUCACUGAAUUGUUCAAGGCUAUGGGACUCGCUAUAGAAUCUGCUGAUGAUUCUAACAAUGCAACUUUGUCUUUUCCUGAUGGGAACCAGGCAACAGGUGACAAUAAAGUGGAACCAGCUGUACAGGAACUGGAAGUACAUAAUGAUGAUACUAUUGCAGAGAAGGAUUCUACAAAAAACUCAUCACUGGAAUUACAAAAAAAUUUACAAGACACUUCACCAACAAAGCAGCCUAAAGGUCUAGUCCGUGUAGAAUUUGAGAGACUUCAGCCUUCAAAUGAGAAAGUUGACAUAAAAUCGACAAUGGUAAGAAAGAGUGGCAGUAUAUUGUCAGAUGUAGCAUCAAAAAUUAGAAGAACUGAGCCAGGUGAUGUGGGUAAACCCUCUCUUGUUCAGUCCCCAAAGAUAAACACCAGCAUUAUUGAUCAAGUUUCAACCAGUUUUCAAUCUACAAGACGCUUCAACAUUCUUACAAAAUCUCCGGUAAAAUCAGCAAGAGCAACUACUGUGCAAAGUGUCUCACCAGUUAAACCUGAUACUAUAAAAGCCACUGUUAUAGAUUCACCAGCUAAAGCAGAAGCAAGAAUUACUCCUAACAUUAUGCCAGUGAUUAAAUCGGAUACUAAGAAAACUGAUAACUCUGUCUGUCAAAGUACACCAGUUGUUGAUAAAUCAGCAACAAAGAGAAAGAUAAUGGAAACACCAGUUUCAGAAAACCGUAGGUCCAGAAGGGAGAUCAAGAAACCAAGAAGAUUUAGCCCUGAUAAUUCACCUCCCCCAAAACCUGCCAUGAUAAAGAUUGAACCACCUCCAAUGCUGGAUGAAGUGGAAAAUUCAGAUGAAACUGAUGAUACUGAGCAGCUUGAAACACCGAAGAGGUCAAGAACCAGAGGAAGGGAACCAGCAAAUGUUAGGGCCAUUGUUACCUCCCCAAAGAAGAGUGCUCCUAAAUCUCCUAAAGCAGGUACAUCCGGAAACACAAGGUUUUCUCAGAAUUUACCUUCAGACAUAGAUUUGGCAAGAAAGCAGAAAGAACAAGAUCAGGGCGAAGAGGUAAAGACACAAAAAGAUAACAAAGUGAAAGAGCCUGCCCAAGCAAAAAUUUCAGUUAUGAGUAAAAUAAGAAUAAGAGUGAAGAAAGUUCCAAAAGAAAUAAAUUCUUAUCAAACAAAAUCAGUACAAGAUAAAAACUUAACCAACACUAAGAAAAAUGAAGAAUUAGAUAAAGAUGUGAUGAGUUCAGAAGGCAAAACAGUCAAACCGAAACUGAGGAUGAUGUUACACAUAUCAUUGAUGAAUUAGACUAUGAUGAUGAUGACGAUGAAGAUGAUGAUGAGGAUUACGAUGAGGACGAUGAUGAUGAUGAAAUGGAUAUUGAUGAUGAAGAAGAAGAAAGCAUGAAAUUACCUCUUCAUGUUAUUCUAAAUGAUGACAUAGAAACCAUGGAACCAGUUGAAGUCGGUAAAGGUUAUGCUUGUUCUUUGUGUGAUGCAAAGUUUCCCAAUAAAAGUAAAUGUAUUCAGCACGGCCAGAAGAAUAACUGCAUGGUGGAAUGUGAACUGUGUGGUGUAACAUACAGGAAGAAAGACCAAGCACAGUUCACAAUUCAUGUUGAGCAGCAUCAGAAAAGCAAGAAAUUUCCGUGCAAAAAGUGUAAAAAAGUUUUCUUUAGUGACGAGCAUUUGAAAAUUCAUUCCAGAUGGCAUAAUAAUGAAGUAAUGACAAAGUGUGGCAAGUGUAAGGAGGAUUUUUACACAUGGUUUCAGUAUGCAGCACAUAUGGUGUGUCAACACAAGGAGUGUAAUAUGUUUACAUGUGAUGUGUGUAAUGCUAAAUUUGCCAGUAUUAAUUUUAUGAAGAGCGAGUUGAAGUUUGACGGAAAGUUAUCAUAUUUCAGAUGCAUUAUGUGUGAUAAGUAAAACUGUAAGAACAUCAUGGAUUGGAUAUCAUACUGACAAUUGAAAAAAAAAUAUGUAUCAAUGUAUUAUCAAAAAUUGAACUAUGUUGUAGGCUUAUUUAACAGUAAAUAUGUUUUUUCUAA